This is a messenger RNA of Passer montanus (Eurasian tree sparrow), 1580 nucleotides long. RefSeq names its product zinc finger FYVE-type containing 21 (gene ZFYVE21). Lineage: Eukaryota; Metazoa; Chordata; Aves; Passeriformes; Passeridae. The transcript is spliced from 8 exons. The coding region runs from base 118 to 861 and encodes 247 amino acids. Gene Ontology annotation, molecular function: metal ion binding. The record is from RefSeq and is a predicted model, not a curated record.
GGGUCAGAGAGUCUCUGCUUCCCAUUGGUUGGGCGCCGUGUCCGUCGCGCAGCGCGGCGCGGCCAUUGGGCGGCGGCGCGGCCGUCCCGCGGCGGCGGCGGCGGCGCGCGGGGGAAGAUGUCGGGCGGCGACGCGAAGAAGCUGGUGCGCUCGCCCAGCGGGCUGCGCAUGGUGCCCGAGCACCGCGCCGCCCGCAGCCCCUUCGGCCUGGACGAGCCGCCCUGGGUGCCCGACAAGGAGUGCCCAAGAUGUAUGCAGUGUGAUACAAAAUUUGACUUCAUAACUAGAAAGCAUCACUGCCGAAGGUGUGGGAAGUGUUUCUGUGACAAGUGCUGCAGUAAAAAAGUGCCUCUGCCUCGCAUGUGCUUCGUGGACCCGGUGCGGCAGUGCGCGGAGUGCGCCCUGGUGUCGCAGAAGGAGACCGAGUUCUACGACAAACAGCUCAAAGUGCUCAUGAAUGGUGCUACAUUCUUUGUAACUCUGGGAGCAUCUGAUAAAUCUGAGCUCAUGGUUUGUCGACUUUCCAACAACCAGAGAUACCUGGUUUUGGAUGGAGACAGCCAUUAUGAAAUUGAAAUUAUACAGAUUUCAACUGUUCAGAUACUUACAGAGGGAUUUACUCCUGGAGAAAAAGAUAUUCACACUUACACCAGCCUUCUGGAGAGCCAGCCUGUUACUGAAGGAGGCAACACUCGUGCCAUAGGAAUGAUCCUGCAGUACAAGGUACCGGGGUCAGAGGAGGUGACACAGAUGAAGUUUACUGCUGGUGAAGACUUCAGCUGUAACAAGAAGCUGUCAGCAGCCUGGCUGGCAGCUAUGCAUAAGGCAACAAAACUUCUCUAUGAGUCUCGGGACCAGUGAGAACUGCAGCUGUGGCCUCCUGAGGGCACACACAGACACCAGCCUCCACAGACCAGCCUCUCACUUUGUGCUGAUUUGACAGCUGGAAAUAUUUGCUGUUCUUGACUCUCUCUCUCAUUCCAGCGUGGUUCAUUAUGUAAGAACUGGCAAAUGCAAGGCGAGUAUUUUUUUGAACCAUGAGUAUUCACGGUAGUGUGCAAUAUGUAUACAGUUAAUGCUUUAAACAGCCUCACCUUUUAAGACUUUGUAUAUUUUGUUAAGCCUUUACUGGCACUUAAUAUGAAAGUGACCUGCACUACAGUUAAUGUACAGCACAACUUUUAUAGUAACCAUUAUAUAUACUGUUUGCUACAGGAAGCAAACAAAUGUAUAUGUCUCUUCUGCAGAGAAUAGCUUUUGGGUAUAGAUCUCAGGUUUUUCCCUCUAUCCAAAUGUUUAAAAUCAAUGUACAAAAAAUCUGCCUUAGAUAUGAUUUUAUAGAGAGCAUGUGGGUUUUUUUAAACAUUUAAGUAUCUAAAUUUUUCACCAAAUACCACCAAAUUUGACUUACAUGAACUUGACCUUGAAACUUCACUUCUGUAAUAAGCUUCCAGAAUAAUUUUUAGUUUUGUAUUUUCUUUUUUGGUAACGAGCUUUUGUUAAUCUAACUGUAAUGCUAUCUGAAAUUGUAUACAAUUUAAUGUACAAAUAUGAAUAAAUUAAUUCACUUAUUUAAAAAA